Molecule: messenger RNA, 1092 nt
Organism: Cheilinus undulatus (humphead wrasse)
Lineage: Eukaryota; Metazoa; Chordata; Actinopteri; Labriformes; Labridae
Gene: kcnj13
Product: potassium inwardly rectifying channel subfamily J member 13
Exons: 2
Coding region: 1-1092 (363 amino acids)
Biological process (GO): regulation of monoatomic ion transmembrane transport; potassium ion import across plasma membrane
Cellular component (GO): plasma membrane
Molecular function (GO): inward rectifier potassium channel activity
Source: RefSeq, a predicted model, not a curated record
AUGACCACAAAAUCCACCAGUCUGGUUCUGGGUGGAAAGGCCUCCUCCUCCCCCCUCCUGUCGUCUCCACCCUGUCAGCGCCUCGUCACCAAAGAUGGACACUGUGCUCUCCAGCCUCCCCUGUACCCUUCGGGGUCAUGGCGGGGAGCUCUGGGCAAGGCGUGGUUGCUGGCCUUGCAGGACCUGUGGGGUCUGUUGGUGGGUCUGCGGUGGCGGUGGGUCCUCUUGGCCUUCUGUGCAUCCUUCCUGGCACACUGGCUGCUCUUUGCCUGCCUCUGGUACCUGCUGGCCCACCUGAAUGGAGACCUAGCGGUGCAGGACCAUGAUUCCCCCCCACAAGGACAUGUGGUGUGUGUGAAGCACAUCACCAGUUUCACAGCAGCCUUCUCCUUCUCCCUGGAAACCCAACUGACAAUUGGGUAUGGCACCAUGUUCCCCAGUGGAGACUGUCCCAGUGCCAUCGCCCUGUUGGCUGUGCAGAUGCUGCUUGGGCUCAUGCUGGAGGCUUUCAUCACAGGUGCCUUUGUAGCCAAAAUUGCCCGUCCUCAGAAGCGUGCAGGAGCGAUCCAGUUCAGCCCCCAGGCUGUGGUGGGAAAACACCAGGGCCAGGCGUGCCUCAUGAUACGAGCCACUAACUUGCUGCAGCGGCCCCUGGUGGACGUGAAGGUGAGUGCGGUGCUCUACGAGGAGCAUGAAGGCCAGGCCCUACACCAGACCUCUCUGGAUUUCUACCUGGAUCAUCUUGGCCAGCAGCCCUGUCCUUUCUUCAUCUUCCCACUCACCUUUUAUCAUCCACUGGAUCGCCGGAGCCCCUUGUACCCCGCCCUGUGUGAGGGCAUGUCCAACCACUUUGAGCUGGUGGUCUUCCUGUCCGCCCUGCAGGAGGGAACUGGAGACUCGUGCCAGAAGAGGACAUCCUACCUGCGCCAGGAGAUCCAGUUUGACCGCCGCUUUGUUCCCGCCCUGGGGCUGGACGCUCGGGGCAGAUACAUAGUGAGCACUCAGCAUUUUGAAACGGCCCACUCAAAGGAACCUCUGAGCAAGGACUGUGUGGUACAGAUCAACGGGGACGGCAGUGAACGCAUGGAGUAG